AUGGAAGAAGACACAUCAUGUCCUGCGAAUGCAACAUCUCCGCACUCCCUGCAGAAUGACACAAACCACCCGACAGCAACAUCACCGGCCUCGCCCUUAUCGGAUAUAUCUGGCCCGGGUUUGACGGCUACCGUGCACGCUCUUAUCCGCCUCAUCCAAUGCUCUUGUUGCUCGCGGCCUCUACGCGCGCCACUGCGACUUCCGUGUGGGAACACGUUAUGUCGGUCUUGUCUGCCGCCAAUUCAUGAGCGGACAGGGAUUACAUAUCCGGCGAGCGACGAACGGAAAAAGGGAUUCACAUGCCGUUGGGGUACGGGUGAUGGUUGUGCUGGGCAACACUGCUUAGGUGACUGUGGGGCCGACGUGCUGUUGGGUAGGCUGGUGGAUGUUUUUGAUGCGGUACUUUGCGAUUCCAGUGCUAGCCCGGAAACGUUUUCGGGGAAUGAAUGUGGCUUCAAAAUGACAUGGACAGGACUGAAGGAUGAUCAGCCCGGAACGGUUGUGAAAAGUGCAGAUGCUGCGGGAGGAUUACUAGAGGGUAUGUACGGCCUAGUCAAGUGCGGUCGUUUCGAUUAUGAUGCGUCGGAUCUCAAGUUUGAGAUACACCAGCCUAUGACCCAGGAUAAUCAACGUUUCGAAAGACUUAAGGACGCUGUUCGGAAUGAGCUGGACUGCCAGGUCUGCUAUUCGCUUAUAUUGGAUCCAUUGACAACAUCCUGUGGCCAUACCUUCUGUCGCGGAUGUGUUGUAAUGGCACUGGACCAUUCCGAUCUAUGCCCUGCCUGUCGCCGUAAACUGAAUAUGGCGUCGACGGUGAAGUCUGAACCUACUAACAAAAGAAUCUCCGACAUCAUGGAGACCUUGUUCCCUGAAGAGGUCGCUUUACGAAGAGACACAAGUGCUCAGGAAGCGACUGCGCCCGAUGACGAAGCAAUCCUUCCUUUGUUUGUCAGCUCACUUUCCCUCCCGACGAUGCCAACUUUUCUGCAUGUCUUCGAGGCACGUUAUCGGCUCAUGAUCCAAAGAGUCAUGCAAACCAGGGAGCGCAGAUUCGGGAUGGUUAUGUAUAACCGUGCCGGUCGUUUCCAGCAAGGACUUGGAAGGUCGCAAUUCAUGCAGUAUGGUACAGCCUUGGUUGUAGAUCGUUAUGAGCUGCUCCCUGACGGGAGAAGCCUAGUAGUUGCUACCGGGCUGUACCGUUUCAAGGUGCUCAGUUCAUAUGUGCUGGACAUGUACUAUGUCGGCAGGAUACAGCGCCUGGAUGAUAUUUCGGUAAUAGAAGAGGAAAAUCGCGAGGCCCUGGAGACAUCAGUCGCGGAUGCUUCGUCACUUUCGACCGCGGAUGCUUCAGGUGAGCAGCCACUAGAGUCUAUGUCAACACAGCAGCUGUUCCAGUUGGGCUUGGACUUCGUAAGGAAGCAACACAGCCAAGCCGCUCCUUGGCUCCAUCCUCGGGUGCUUUUAGCGUACGGUGAUAUUCCAACGGAACCUUCACAUUUUCCCUGGUGGUUUGCCAGCGUAUUACCUGUCUGGGAAGAAGAAAAGUAUAAGCUUUUAUCGACGACCAGUGUCAGGGAAAGACUGAAGAUUACUGCACGUUGGGUAAGAAAGCUGGAUUCUCGUGAAUGGGUUUUGACAUAUUUCACACCGUUCUCCAUGUCAUUCUCUGUUACCUUUGGCUCUGCCGGCUUGUCAAUUGAUAAUUCGCGACAGCUGGCAGAGAAUCAGGAUUCCGAAACGUAUAUUCCGCAGACCCUUGUAAUAGGAAUCUUUCUUGCUAUGUUCGUAGCACAGGUGGCUGCCAACGGAGUCCAAGUCCUGCGGUCGAGGCGACAAGGAAUAAUAGAAGACCGACGGGAUUUUCAAGUCGAGCAAGAACCCCCAAGGAUGCCACCAGAGCCACCAGGCGAGGGCGAGGACGAGGACGAGGGACGAACUCCAGAAGCUACCAGAGAUGCUGGGUGA
This is a messenger RNA of Aspergillus nomiae NRRL 13137, 1965 nucleotides long. Its product is annotated as putative ATP-dependent protease (CrgA). The transcript has 2 exons. Bases 1 to 1965 code for a protein of 654 amino acids. NCBI's taxonomy places the organism in Eukaryota, Fungi, Ascomycota, Eurotiomycetes, Eurotiales, Aspergillaceae. The record is from RefSeq and is a predicted model, not a curated record.